CGCAACUUAAAGGCGGCCCUCACAACCUCUCUUGUUGCAUUCAUCUUCCCCAACCAAGCUAGUUCUUCUCACCCCCUUCUCAACCACCACCACCCACCACCCACCACAACAACCACCCCACAAUGCCCUACACUCUCCACGGAGCCGUAGCCUCGACCUGCACCCGCCGUGUCCUCACGUCGGCCCUCCAGAUCGGCGCCGACAUCAAGGUCGACGAGGUCGAGUUCACCAAGAUCUACACCCCCGAGUGGACCGCCCACCAGCCCUUCAACCAGAUGCCUUACCUCUCGGACGACAGCACCGGCUUCGAGACCUUCGAGUCGCGCGCCAUGGCCAAGUACAUUGCCCUCAAGGAGAAGUCGGACCUCAUCCCCUCGACCAACGACAUUGACGCCUACGCCAAGUUCGAGCAGGCCUGCUCGAUCGAGCAGUCCAACUUUGACCCCUUCGCCUCGGGCCUCGCUGCCGAGCUUGUCUUCGGCCCUGCCCGCGGCGCCCCCACCGACCAGAAGCGUGUCGAGACCCUCACCGCUACCCUCGCCAAGAAGCUCCAGGGCUACGAGCGCAUCCUCGAGAAGCAGCGCUACCUCGCCGGCGACAAGCUCACCCUUGCCGACAUCUUCCACCUUCCCUACGGCAAGAUGGCUGUUGACCUCGGCCGCGCUCCCGGUCUCGUUGACGGCUCCCUCCCCAACGUCACCCGUUGGUGGAAGGAGAUCACUGCCCUCCCCGCCUGGGAGAAGGCCAACAACUGGGCCAAGUAAGGUGCCCAGCGGUACCGGUGCCCUGUGGAGUGCUCCCUCGCAUUCUGCGGCUUAAAAAGUGGACCCUUGUGGCCUUGGAAGAACCAACAACAGUGAUGAGAGCGAAGAUGUGACAAUGUGAACCAGA
This is a messenger RNA of Vanrija pseudolonga, 891 nucleotides long. RefSeq names its product Glutathione S-transferase (gene GSTF1). The transcript has 5 exons. Gene Ontology annotation, biological process: glutathione metabolic process. Gene Ontology annotation, cellular component: cytoplasm. NCBI's taxonomy places the organism in Eukaryota, Fungi, Basidiomycota, Tremellomycetes, Trichosporonales, Trichosporonaceae. The record is from RefSeq and is a predicted model, not a curated record. The coding region runs from base 123 to 764 and encodes 213 amino acids. Gene Ontology annotation, molecular function: glutathione transferase activity; glutathione binding.